UGCCAUAUUAUCUUUUGUGCGAGCCCAAAAUCCAAAAAAGCCACAACAACCUCUCUAAGUCAAGCAAUGGUUGAAGAACAGAGAUCACAACGUUAUACCAUUUUUCUUGCUAUCCUGCUUCUAUUUUCCUCAUCAAUAUCUCCGAGCGCCCAAAACGUGAAUUAUAAUUCAAUUGCCUAUCUUCCCGCUUCGUGGACCCAUCAGGACUAUGAUUCCAUGAUGACACCCAUCCUCCAGAGAGAAAGCGAUGGACCAAGUUAUGUGUGCGGCUUUUACUGUAACUCAGGAGAUGGUGAUGGUGGAUGCCUCUUUGGAGUCCUCAUUGCCCAAGGUCCGCUCAAUACUGGUGGAUAUCUGCGAUCCUCAGAAUUAGUCUGGUCUGCUAACAGGAAUAAUCUUGUUCAGAGUAAUGCAAAGUUGCAACUAAAAGAAGAUGGAGAUCUGGUCUUCGCAAACAUUGACGGCACCUUAAUAUGGUCCAGCAAUACGAGAGGAAAGUCUGUUUCAGGCUUAAACUUGACAGAAAUGGGAAACCUCGUGCUAUUUGGCCCAAACAAUGAAUCCAUUUGGCAGUCUUUUGAUCAUCCCACCGACUCACUACUGCUGGGACAAAAGUUGGCUCCCGGGCAGAAGCUGACAGCUAGUGUUUCCGCAUCCAAUUGGAGUGAAGGUCGGCUUUCUCUUGGUGUUGGCUCUGAUGGCUUGUCAGCUUAUAUACAGUCUGAUCCACCUCAAAGAUACUAUGCGUCUGGCAUCAAUAGUUAUCCCUAUUAUGAGUUCAGGAACGGAAGCUUCAAUGACUUUACAAUUCCUCCAGCAUCAGUAGCUCAAUUCAUGAAGUUUGGGCCCGAUGGGCAUUUAAAAGUAUAUCAGUGGGGAGCAGGGGGAUUUAUAGAGGUUAUUGAUCUUUUGAACCCAUAUGUUGGUGAUUGUGGAUACCCUAUGGUGUGCGGCAAAUAUGGGGUCUGUUCAAAAGGGCAAUGCGGUUGUAUUGAAACAACCAAUGGCCAGCAGAGCUAUUUCAGCCAAAUAAUGUCCAGACAACCCGAUCUUGGAUGUUCUCCAAUCACUCCAAUUUCUUGUGAUCACUCCCAAGAUCAUACUCUUCUAGAGCUAAAUAAUACAUCUUACUUUGCAUCUGAUUCAAGCUUAGACAGCAUAACGAGAGUAAUGGAGGACUGCAAAAGUAAAUGUCUAAGUAGCUGUUCAUGCAAAGCAGCUCUGUUUUAUCAUGAUAGAUAUCUAUGGGAUAGAGGCGAUUGCUUUUUGCUAAACGAAGUUUUUUCUAUGAUUAACAAUGAGAAUUAUAUCGGAUCACCAUAUAAUACAACUCUUCUCGUUAAGGUGCAAAAAGCCAACACGUCAAGUCGUAAAACAAUUAUACUGGCAUCAACAUUUGGGGCUUUCUUUGGUAUGGUAUGUUUAAUCGGCUCUUGCCUGGUCCUUUUGAGGAGGAUAUUCAAGGAAGCAGAUGAAUUUGAGGGCGAUUUUCUGAACCAGGUACCAGGAAUGCCUAUAAGAUAUUCUUAUGAGAACUUGAAAGCAAUGACAGAAGAUUUCAAGAAAAGACUUGGGGAAGGAGGAUUUGGUUCUGUUUAUGAAGGGGAACUAUACAAUGGUACGAAGAUAGCAGUCAAGUGUCUUGAUGGUUUGGCUCAACUGAAGGACUCGUUUUUAGCGGAAGUGCAGAUAAUUGGUAGCAUCCACCAUGUUAACUUGGUAAAACUUACUGGUUUUUGUUUUGAGAAUUCGCAUCGCCUUUUGGUUUACGAACAUAUGGCUAGUGGUUCUUUGGAUAGAUGGAUUUUUGGUGAAAUGCGAAGCUAUUCUCUUCCAUGGAGGACUAGGAGAAAAAUCAUCUCAGACAUUGCCAAGGGAUUAGCUUAUCUCCACGAAGAUUGCAGUCAGAGAAUAAUUCAUUUUGACAUCAAACCCCAAAACAUCCUUUUAGAUGAAAAUUUCAAUGCAAAAGUUGCUGAUUUUGGGUUGUCAAAGCUGAUUGAAAAGGACCAAAGCAGAGUUGUUACAAGGAUGAGAGGAACACCAGGUUAUUUGGCUCCUGAAUGGUUGAGCUCCACUGUCACAGAAAAAGUGGACGUCUAUAGCUUUGGCAUUGUGAUGUUGGAAAUCCUUUGUGGACGAAAGAACUUUGAUUCCUCAAAGAUUGAGGAAGACAGGCAUUUGCUCAGUAUUUUUAAGAGAAAAGCUGAAGAAGAAAGACUAGAGGACAUGGUUGACAGGAAAAGUGCUGAUAUGCUGAUCCACGUCGAGGAAGCUAUGGAGAUGAUGAGGAUUGCCGCAUGGUGUCUGCAGGGAAAUGUCAACAACAGGCCUUCCAUGUCUUUAGUAGUCAAGGCACUGGAAGGUUUGGUAGUAGCUGAAACCAAUCUGGACUAUGACUUCACGAAUUCAUCCACAGUUAGGACAGAGGCGGCUGGUGAUCAUCAAGGACAAGUAGUUGUUGAUGUUGGAAGUCCAAUAUUGCCAUCAACUUUAUCCGGGCCGAGGUAGAUGAAAAACUCAACAAUAUUUUACGUUCGGUAGUCUCUAAAACCCCAACAAAUAAGGUUCAAGUCUCAGAAUUGUGGUUAAUUUGUAGUCUGAGAUUAUGUCAGUAUAUGUAUGUCUUGCUGCCCUGUAUUGCUGAAUUAUUCCACCCUAAGUGCGUUGGCUUUUCCUGAGAAAUGCAAGUCCCUAUGCAUAAUAAUCAAUAAUCAUGAUCUUACAAUUUAUCU
Coffea eugenioides is the source of this 2735-nucleotide messenger RNA. Its product is annotated as G-type lectin S-receptor-like serine/threonine-protein kinase SD2-5. Gene Ontology annotation, biological process: protein phosphorylation. The coding region runs from base 67 to 2511 and encodes 814 amino acids. Gene Ontology annotation, molecular function: ATP binding; protein serine/threonine kinase activity. The record is from RefSeq and is a predicted model, not a curated record. NCBI's taxonomy places the organism in Eukaryota, Viridiplantae, Streptophyta, Magnoliopsida, Gentianales, Rubiaceae. The transcript has a single exon.